AUGGCCCUUCAGUCAUGGAUUCUGACUUACUUGUGCCUGCUCUCCUCUGGAACUGGUGAGUUCUUCUUCAGAGAAAAUUAUUCCAGAAGCUAUCCCUGUGAUGAGAAAAAUGAAAGUGCCCUUGUGAUUGCAGAAUGCAAUGAUCGUCGACUACAAGAAGUUCCCCAAACUAUAGGCCAAUAUGUGACAGAAAUAAACUUGUCUGACAAUUCCAUCAUGCAUGUAACAAAUGAGUCCUUUCGAGAGCUGCGAAGCCUCACUAAAAUAAAUCUGAACCACAAUGCCAAUCAAGCACACCCGAAGGAAAAUAAAAAUGGUAUGAAUAUUACAGAUGGAGCAUUCCUCAACCUCAAAAAUCUGAAGGUGUUACUGCUUGAAGACAACCAACUAUCUGCUAUGCCGACUGGCUUGCCUGAGUCUUUGAGAGAACUUAGCCUAAUUCAAAACAAUAUAAAUACGAUAACUAAAAACAACACUCUGGGGCUUCGGAACAUGGAGAGACUCUAUUUGGGCUGGAACUGCUAUUUUUCUUGUAAUCAAACCUUUAGCGUGGAAGAUGGGGCAUUUCAAAACCUUAUAAACUUGAAGGUGCUCUCCUUGUCUUUCAACAGGCUUUUCCACGUGCCUCCCAAACUACCAAGCUCCCUAACAAAACUUUUCCUGAGCAAUGCCAAGAUUACGACUAUCACGGAGGAGGACUUCAAGGGACUGGAACACUUAACAUUACUAGAUCUGAGUGGCAACUGUCCGAGGUGUUACAAUGCCCCUUUUCAAUGCACGCCUUGUGAAAAAAACUUGUCCCUCACCAUACAUCGCCUGGCUUUUCAAGGUCUUACCAAACUUCAAUAUCUAAACCUCUCCAGCACUUCCCUCCAGUCCAUUACUUCCACCUGGUUUGACAAUCUGACAAAUCUGAAGGAACUCCAUCUUGAAUUCAACUAUUUACUACAAGAAAUUGCUUCAGGGGAAUUUUUAACGAAACUACCCAAUUUACAAAUCCUUGAUCUAUCGUUCAACUUUCAAGAAAGCAAAUAUUUACCAUCUAUUAAUAUUUCCCCAAACUUCUCUAAGCUUCAUUCUCUCAACAAAUUGCACUUAAAGGGCUAUGUAUUUCACAAACUUGAACAGAAAAAUUUUGCACCCCUUCAGAGUCUUCAAAACUUAACAACUAUCGACUUGGGCAUUAACUUUAUUGCGAAAAUUGAUUUUAAAAUUUUCCAAGAUUUUCCCUAUCUGAAAGUUAUUUCCUUGUCAGAGAACCGUAUAACACCCAUAGAAGAUCACACAAACAGCCCCUCUUUGCCAUAUCAUUUCCUUAAAUUGGGCUCAACCGUCACCAAGUUUGAUCCCCAUGCGAAUUUUUAUCACAGCACCAAACCUUUAAUAAAGCCACAGUGUGCUGUUUAUGGCAAAGCCUUGGAUUUAAGUUUAAACAAUAUUUUCCUUAUUGAGAAAAAUCAAUUUGAACCUUUUCAGGACAUUGCCUGCUUAAAUCUGUCCUUCAAUGCUAACAAUCAAGUGUUGAGUGGCACAGAAUUCUCAGCCAUGCCCCACCUCAAAUAUUUGGAUUUAUCUCACAACAGACUAGACUUUGAUGACAACAAUGCUUUCAAUGAACUUCAAGAACUGGAAGUACUCGACCUGAGUCACAAUGAACACUAUUUCAGUAUAGCAGGGGUAACACACCGCCUAGGAUUUAUCCAGAACCUAAUGAACCUCAGUGUGUUAAACCUGAGCUACAAUGGCAUUUACACGCUCACAGAGGACAAAGAGCUGAAAAGCAUGUCUCUGAAAGAAUUGGUUUUCAGUGGAAACCGCCUUGACCUUUUGUGGAAUACAGAUGACGACAACAACUACUUGACCAUUUUCAGAAGUCUCUGGAAUCUGACACACCUAGACUUAUCUUACAAUAAUCUUCAACAAAUCCCCAAUAAAGCAUUCCUCAGCUUGCCCCAGAGCCUCAAAGAGCUGCGUAUCAAUGGGAACAGGUUACGUUUUUUUAAUUGGACAUCCCUCCGGCAUUUUCCUCAGCUCCAUUUACUGGACUUAAGGAGAAACAAGCUGUAUUUUCUAACCAAUUGCCUAUCUAAGUUUACAUAUUCCCUGGAGACAUUGCUGCUGGGCCAUAAUGAAUUCUCUCACCUGCCUCCUGGCUUCCUCUCUGAAGCCAGUAGUCUGGUCCACCUGGAUCUAAGUUUCAACAUGAUAAAGAUGAUCAAUAAGUCCUCCCUGCAAACCAAGACUGAAGCAAAUUUGUCUGUUCUGGAACUAAGUGGGAACCAUUUUGACUGCACAUGCGACUCAGGUGAUUUUCGAAGCUGGAUAGAUGAAAACAUGAAAAUCACAGUUCCUAGACUAGUAGAUGUUAUUUGCGCCAGUCCUGGGGACCAAAAGGGGAAGAGCAUCAUGAGUCUAGAGCUCAUGACGUGUCUUUCAGAUACCACUGCAGUGAUCCUGUUUUCCCUCACAUUCCUCAUCACUGCCACAGUUAUGUUGGCCACCCUGGGUCACCAUCUGUUUUACUGGGAUAUUUGGUUUAUCUAUCACAUGUGUUCAGCUAAGUUAAGAGGCUACAGGUCCUUGGCCACAACCCGAACUUUCUACGAUGCUUACAUUUCUUACGACACCAAAGAUGUGUCUGUUACCGACUGGGUCAUCAAUGAACUGCGCUACCACCUUGAAGAGAGUGAAGGCAAAAAUGCCCUCCUCUGCUUAGAGGAAAGGGAUUGGGAUCCAGGGUUGGCCAUCAUCGAUAACCUCGUGCAGAGCAUAAACCAGAGCAAGAAGACAAUCUUCGUGUUAACCAAAAAAUAUGCCAAGAGCUGGAACUUUAAAACAGCUUUUUACUUGGCCUUGCAGAGGCUAAUGGAUGAGAACAUGGACGUGAUUAUCUUCAUCCUCCUGGAACCUGUGUUGCAGUAUUCCCAGUACCUGAGGCUGCGGCAGAGAAUCUGUAAGAGUUCCAUCCUCCAGUGGCCUGACAACCCCAAAGCAGAAAACUUGUUUUGGCAAAGUCUGAAAAACGUGGUCUUGACUGAAAAUGAUUCACGGUAUGACAAUUUCUACACUGAAUCCAUUAAGCAAUAUUGA
This is a messenger RNA of Microtus ochrogaster (prairie vole), 3090 nucleotides long. RefSeq names its product toll like receptor 8 (gene Tlr8). Gene Ontology annotation, molecular function: pattern recognition receptor activity; protein binding. Gene Ontology annotation, biological process: defense response to virus; positive regulation of interleukin-6 production; toll-like receptor signaling pathway. Gene Ontology annotation, cellular component: plasma membrane. Lineage: Eukaryota; Metazoa; Chordata; Mammalia; Rodentia; Cricetidae. The record is from RefSeq and is a predicted model, not a curated record.